CCUUGAGGUAUGGUCUUGCGAUAUCGCCGGUGUGCUGCGAUUGGUGUCGCUUUAUUAAACUGGUACCGUGAUCGAUGAUUUUCACUCAUAAACGUCAGGCUGGAGGAUUAUCUGUUGUGUAAGUCGGACAGAUGGUUUCCUCCAAAACAUCGAUUCGUCGCCUAUUGUCCCUCAUUGCGAAACAAUCACCGGAACAACUCACUAAUAAACGUGAACAACGAAUAUCUUGCAAAGUAAAAGCUGAUUCUUGCUGGAGCAUUAUCAGUUUGGUCAAUUAUUUGGAUAAUCUCUUUGUACUGACCGAACGCCGAUCGACACAGGACUGAGCUAACAGGUAAAGUUAUAUUUUUCUUGCUCGUCACGGCAGAGGUCUUUGGGAUCGGUCGAUCUCCCUUACUACAAAAACUCGAGGUUUUUCGUGAAUAUUCGUAAAUCUUCUUGGUCCUAUCGUGAUGAAUUUCUCGGAAACAAAUCUCUCUGCUACGCCACCAGCGUUGUUAUGGAGUCCUGGUUUUAAGUACUUUAGUGCGACACUUUAUGUUGUUAUAAUCACAAUGGCAUUCAUUGGAAAUCUUUUGUCUUGUCUCGCAUUUAACUUGAAUGGAAUCGUUCGCAUUUCAGCGACGAAUCAUUUCAUUUUUUCGCUAGCUGUGAGUGAUUUGCUUACCGCGUGCUUCGCAAUGCCCUUCGAUCUGGAGCAGCUUUUAACUAAUAAUACUUGGAACCAUGGAGAGGUCCUAUGCCAGGUAUGGACAACAGCUUACCUCCUCACUGUUCCCUCAUCUAUUUGGAACCUUUUGGCUGUGAGCGUGGACCGCUAUAAUAGCCUCCAGGACCCGCUCGACCGUUUUCGCCAGACUCCGUUCAUGAGCCGUAAGCGUGCAACUCUGGUCAUCCUAUCGCUGUGGAUUUAUUCAGGGCUUUUCGCGCUUGUGCCAGUCUUAGGCUGGAAACGAGUCUCCCAAAGCGUAACUGCACUCGGUUUUUGUGACUUCAACAUAACUACAGAAUAUUCUUUGUUGAGCUCCUUGGCGAAUUUCAUCUUGCCAACCGUCUUUAUGUGCGCGCUGUACUGGAGAAUCUACAAAAUUGCAAACGGUCUAAGUAGGCAAGAGACGCUAGAUCCUUUGCAGAAUUCACCUUACACGGGAAGAAAGUCGGCCAAGAGGCUGAAACGGCGGAUCAAGACGACAAAAAACAUCCUAAUACUUGUGUGUGCUUUUUUCUUCUGUUGGAUGCCGCACACUGUCCUCAGCAUCGUCGCCAUAAUCAUGAUUGAGACAUGUCAGUCAUGUAUAAUAGCCAUUCCUUUAGAGCUUUACAUCGUCCUUCUUAUGCUCGGAUAUUCAAGUUCAGCUUUGAAUCCUUAUUUGUAUGCGCUGAAAAAUAAGCAGUUCAGAAAUGCCUUCUCUAGGCUUGCCUCUGCGUUCCGUUGCAAGGUCACUCUGCGGAUACCUUCAUCUAUUACAUCCGGGAAUCAAAAGUCUAGUAAGUUACUGCCAAACAACAGUAACGGACAGAGCACGCUAACCCGAACCACUACUCUGUAA
Molecule: messenger RNA, 1550 nt
Organism: Stylophora pistillata
Lineage: Eukaryota; Metazoa; Cnidaria; Anthozoa; Scleractinia; Pocilloporidae
Product: beta-2 adrenergic receptor-like
Biological process (GO): adenylate cyclase-activating adrenergic receptor signaling pathway; positive regulation of MAPK cascade
Cellular component (GO): plasma membrane
Molecular function (GO): G protein-coupled receptor activity
Source: RefSeq, a predicted model, not a curated record